AUGAUUCACGUGUUAAAUUUUAAUAGUGCUAAUUAAGCUUUUUCAAUCUGUAAAUUAAAAGAAAUACAACUAAAUAAUAUAUUAAACUUAUUAUAAGAUAUAAUUUAUAGAAUAAAUAAGAUGAAAUAAAUAAUUUAAAUAAUAUUUAUUUUUAUUCAGUUAAUCCUCUUUAUUGAAUGCAAAAAAUAUAAUUUAUUCCUAGAUUAGGAAGUACAUGAUAUAGACCCGUUAAGCUUAGCAGAUGAAGAUAUCGGUUAAGAAUACAAUCAUCUAAAUAUUACAAGAACAAGAUAAUAUUUAGUAGUAGAAAAUAUUGAUGAUUCAUAGGAUAUGUGCUGGAGUUUCUUUUUAGAAGAUUUUAUAGAUUUAGAUUUAGAAACUGAAAAUAGAUUUGUCAGAGCACAUUUUUAAAAACUGAAUAACACUUCUACAUUUAAUGUUAUAGGAUUAGAAUCUAUUGAGCAUAACAAAUUUAAAAGAAUAUUUAUUAAAUAAGAUGGAUAAAUUGGAUAUGCAUAUUCCGAUGAGAAAUUGAUUAGCAAAUCAGAUGAGAAAAUACUGAUUGCUAAUACAAUUCCUAUAGACUUCACUUUUAAAUGGAGUUAAGGUGAUACAAUUUAAAUAUUUUAUUUUGCAGAAGAAAAGUAAAUAUUGCUUUACAAUUAGAAUAAAGACAAUUUAUUUAAAUUCUCAGAAAGCCUUAUAGAUAAGCUUGGUAGAAAAUUUAAAAUAUUUAUUGGUAUAUCUUCUUUCAAUAAUUAAGUAAUAUUAAGUAAUUAUUUGUCAUGA
Molecule: messenger RNA, 789 nt
Organism: Tetrahymena thermophila SB210
Lineage: Eukaryota; Ciliophora; Oligohymenophorea; Hymenostomatida; Tetrahymenidae
Exons: 1
Source: RefSeq, a predicted model, not a curated record